UUUGCCUCGUGCAGCGUUGAGUCGCAGAGAAUAUACCCAACGUCUCGCAUUUCAACACCUUCGCAAUGGCCUCGAUCGCCCGCCAGUCUUCCCUCCUCCGGCAGUCCUGCCUCUCUGCUUUCCGCUCGCCAUUCGCGACCAGAAAUGGCGCCGGCGUGUCGCAGGUUGUGGCCUUCCAUGCCUCCGCGAAGAAGCAGAUCCUGCCUCCUUUGCCUCAGACCAUUCAGGGAACGAUGAACGACGCUGCUCCCAUCCCCGCCCCUCACCCCUCGGAGGGAAGCUACCACUGGAGCUUUGAGAGAGCCAUCGCUGCCGGUCUUGUCCCUCUCACCAUUGCGCCCUUCGCUGCCGGCUCUCUCAACCCAGUCAUGGACGCAGUCCUUUGCUCUUUCAUCGUUCUCCACUCCCACAUUGGAUUCCAGGCUGCCAUCAUUGAUUACUUCCCCGCUCGCCGUGUCCCCAAGACCGCCACAUUCUGCAACUGGCUCCUGCGCGCCUUCACUCUUACCACUGCCGUCGGUCUGUAUGAGUUUGAGACCAACGACGUUGGUGUAACAGAGGCUUUCAAGAGGGUGUGGAAGGCAUAGAUCGUUGCAUUGAUAUAUCCCUGUUUCUCAUUACUUUCUCUUUAAACUUUCCUUCCGUUCAGGCGUUUUGCCUAUGUACAUGCUGUUUCUGUUAAAGUAAACCAGUCCAGCUGGUUGGCGCUCUUGGUAUUGAGCUAAAAGAUAUGUAACUGUUCAAAUGGAUACUGUUGGAAAAU
Molecule: messenger RNA, 763 nt
Organism: Aspergillus nomiae NRRL 13137
Lineage: Eukaryota; Fungi; Ascomycota; Eurotiomycetes; Eurotiales; Aspergillaceae
Product: CybS family protein
Exons: 5
Coding region: 66-587 (173 amino acids)
Biological process (GO): tricarboxylic acid cycle; mitochondrial electron transport, succinate to ubiquinone
Cellular component (GO): mitochondrial envelope; membrane
Molecular function (GO): heme binding; ubiquinone binding
Source: RefSeq, a predicted model, not a curated record